This is a messenger RNA of Papaver somniferum (opium poppy), 1553 nucleotides long. Its product is annotated as GDSL esterase/lipase At4g16230-like. NCBI's taxonomy places the organism in Eukaryota, Viridiplantae, Streptophyta, Magnoliopsida, Ranunculales, Papaveraceae. The transcript is spliced from 5 exons. Gene Ontology annotation, molecular function: hydrolase activity, acting on ester bonds. The record is from RefSeq and is a predicted model, not a curated record. The coding region runs from base 64 to 1236 and encodes 390 amino acids.
UCUUGAUUGCAGUGAGUCAUAAAGUUCGAAUCUUAUGCACGAAAACAGAAAAUUGAACCCAAAAUGAUCAUAAUUACCUCCUCAUACUCAAAUUCUCAUCGUGCACAUCUUCUUCUUAUGAAUGUUCUUCUCAUGGUUCUUGCAGUGUUUACGAUGAGCUGCCAUCGUUCUAGUUCAGUCACACCCUUGGAGAGUAAGCCUCGCGCAAUAUUUGUUUUUGGAGAUUCCUUGGUUGAUCCUGGUAACAAUAACUACAUUAGUGGUACACUUGCAAAAAAUAAUUUCUACCCUUUUGGAAUUGAUUUUCCUAUCGGGAAAACUUUUACCGGUUGUUUUACAAACGGAAGAACAAUAAUUGACAUCAUAGGAGAAGAGUUGGGAGUGAAAGAUUAUAUUCCUCCUUACAUGGAUCCAACAACGGUUGGAGAUGUCGUUCUUCGUGGAGUCAAUUAUGCUUCUGGUGGGGCUGGAAUUCUUAACGACACUGGCGCUAUCUUUGGUAAUCGGUUUAACAUGGAUGCACAGCUCGAUAACUUUGCGAAUACUAGGAACUAUAUAAUCUCGAAUAUCAGUGGUGUUGGUUCCAAGAAACUUCUUGAAAAAGCUCUUUUCCUGGUAGUAAUGGGUUCCAAUGAAUUCAUUGACAACUACUUCACUCCGAUUGUUUCAAUACCUAAGCAAAAGUUAGUUUCCCCGGAAAUUUUUGUUGAUUCAAUGAUCUCAAAAUUCAGACUACAACUAACAAGACUGUAUAAAAUGGAUGCAAGAAAGAUUGCUGUUGCAAAUGUUGGACCUGUUGGUUGCAUUCCAAUAGAAAGAGCACUGAAUUACAAAUCAUGGUAUACAACCAGUGAUUCUUGCAUUAGUGCUAUGAAUAAUGCAGCGAUGGUAUUCAACAAGAAACUGAAGAGCCUAAUCAUAGAGUUGAACUCAAAUCUUGUGCAAUCCAAAUUUGUAUAUGUAGAUAGCUACGGCGUGAUAUCUCAUAUUUUCCAUAACUAUAAAUCUUAUGGUUUUGAGGAUUACAAAACUGCAUGUUGGAAAGUACUUCCAGAUUCAUCUUGGAAAUUGUACAAGCCGGCGCCAUUAGUUUGUAAGGACAGAUCCAAGUAUGUAUUUUGGGAUUUUGCUCAUCCAACUGAAGCUACUUACGUCAUUUUUGCAAACAAAGUGCUCGAAGAUCGUGAUUCUAGUUACACAUAUCCAAUGAAUAUCCGCCAACUCUACUACUCAUGAGCCUUUGCUCACCUACAGUAUGCAUAUAUAUACACUGUAAAAUCAUUUCACCACAAGUGAAAAUUGCCAAGUAUUCCAUCCACAAUGUAAUUCAAUGUAAGUUUUUCGGUGUUAGGUUACCGAUCCUAAACUCGUCAUAAGGCCAUGAGUAGAAUUCAACUCGAAAACCGAUUGAGGGUACCCAUUGACUUAUACACUACCCAAUUAAGUCUCAUCUAACCAAUGUGGGACUAGAGUCCCAACAUUCAAGUUUUAAUUCUUUAUAUACUUAACAACACCGAUAUUUAUGGUUGUACAUAUUAAUUCACAUGCUUUAA